Molecule: messenger RNA, 2367 nt
Organism: Nerophis ophidion (straightnose pipefish)
Lineage: Eukaryota; Metazoa; Chordata; Actinopteri; Syngnathiformes; Syngnathidae
Exons: 4
Coding region: 595-1560 (321 amino acids)
Source: RefSeq, a predicted model, not a curated record
CGUGACUUUCGAAAAGCGUUACGCGCACAGACACAGGGUUUUGCUCUAUGAGCUCGACGCAUGCGCCGAUGCAUCAGUGUUGCCGGACCCAUCACUAGCGGAUCCAUCCAAACAUCCAUUUUCUACCGCUUAUUCCCUUUGGGGGUGGCGGGGGGCGCUGGUGCCUAUCUCAGCUACAAUCGGGCGGAAGGCGGCAUACACCCUGGACAAGUCGCCACCUCAUCGCAGCUCAUUAGGAUCCUCGCAGCACUAUUCUAGAUAUGAGGCGUGAAGGAGGAUGCCGCUGGAACAAAACAAGGACUUGUUUUCCCGAAUUGGAAUUAGAAGCUUGCAGUCGCAUUCACAUUUGCAGAGAAAGCAUUUUAACGCUGGAGACCAUGAAGCGGGACAGACGCAUGAGGACGCGGGAGAGACGCACAGAGACGAACAGAGACAGCUGAAAAGCUUGAAAGACGGACAAUUGUGUACAGUAAAAUAUGUAUUAAAUACUGUGUCAAACCUGUAUCCUGAGCUGUGUGAUACUGUGGUCAGAAGAAGCCGGGCGAGACGCAGGAAACCUCUACCACUGGCACCCAACUUAAGCGAACCACGACGAUGUCCACCACAUCACCCCUGGAGGCGCUCGGGCAAGUGCUGGCCGAGGUAUCGGGAGCAAGCCGGCAACAGACGCAGCUAAUCCAGCAGCUGAUGGACAGAUCCACGGUAGGAGGGGGAGCAGCGACAUCCAUGCAGCGAAUGGGGGAGGCAGAAGAUCCCCACACCUUCCUGGAUUUCUUCGAGGCCACGGCGACCUCAUGCGGAUGGCCAGAGGCAGAGUGGGGAGUGAAGCUGCUGCCGCUUCUUGUGGGGGAGGCACAGCGAGCGGCGUUGGCCCUCCCGGCAGCCGCCAGGAUGCAGUACGACAACUUACGCCACGCCAUCCUAGAUCGGGUCGGCAGCAGCUCGGAGGAUCACCGGAGGAGGUUCCGAGCGAUGAAAUUGGGCCAAGAAGACCGACCAUUCAUCCUGGCGCAGCAAAUGAGGGACGCGGCGGACAGAUGGCUUCAACCAAAUGGUCAAGAUCCUCGAGUGGUUGAAAGAAUCCUCCUGGAGCACUUUGUCGACGCCCUCCCGCCCAGGACCGCAGCAUGGGUGAGAUACCACCGUCCAACGGAGGUAAAAACAGCAGUGGCACUGGCUGAGGACCACCUAGCGGUCCAGAGGGACAACACACCGAAGGCAGCGAAAAGGCCCAUCCCAGCUCCACGCCGACGACUCCCACCACCAGACCGACGGGCACUGGAGUGGCGCCCUCACCUGGCCGGAGGACCGGGAAGCAAGGAUCAGGUCCCCUCCUUGAACAAUCAACACAAGCACACACACACACGCACCCAGUCACACACACAUGCACAUCCAACAAGGGGGGGGGGAACCGGUGAGCCAAUCCACUGUCUCCUUGUCUGUUUCAGGGUACCAGCGCUGUCCAGAGAGGGCUUCCCUCACAGAGGGCGCCUCAGACGCCCGGGCCGGUGUGCUGGGGUUGCGGUCAACCCGGUCACGUUCGCCGGAAGUGCUCCUUAAUGGAGGUGGGGCAUGUGAUGCGGGUUGUCGGGAUCCCAGCACCCGCCCCCGAUCCGGGGGAGACGUACUGUGUCCCAGUAAGAAUACAAGGGAGUACAUACCGGGCAAUGGUGGAUUUGGGCUGUAAACAGUCCAUGAUGCACCAAAACCUGGUUCGACCCAGGGUGUUGAUGCAGGCGACACUGGGAAGAAUUAGGUGUAUUCAUGGGGAUGUGCACGAGUACCCGAUUGUGCCAGUGGAAAUUUGGUAUGAAGGUCAAAAGCAUAAUGUUAAGGUUGCCGCAAGCGCGCACCUUACGCAUCCCAUAAUUUUAGGAACAAAUUGGCUGGGGUUUAACCAGUUAGUGACACAAUGUGUGGGGAUGCGUUCAUGGACUGUAGGACAGGGGAAUAUCCGCGCAGUACUCGCUGGCGACGCGGAUUCAUCCGGCACUGACAGGCGGGAACCGGCAGGGGGUUCGCGGGAGGCCCCAUCGGCCCUCCGCUGGCAGUCCACGGAGGAUUUUCCCCUUGAGCAGUCCCGCGAUGAAACUUUGCGCGCGGAGGCAUGUGGAGAGGGGCGUGUUCCACGCGUCCCCUGCGGGCGGGGUAUGUGCCGGGGCCGGCCAUGAAGCAGCCAACAGGUGAGUGGAUACCGAAGCUGGAACGAGUUAUCUAAUCACUUGUUCCCUUUAUUAGCAGUGCUGGAGACCAUGAAGCGGGACAGACGCAUGAGGACGCGGGAGAGACGAACAGAGACAGCUGAAAAGCUUGAAAGACGGACAAUUGUGUACAGUAAAAGAUGUAUUAAAUACUGUGUCAAACUUG